Nelumbo nucifera (sacred lotus) is the source of this 1571-nucleotide messenger RNA. RefSeq names its product homeobox-leucine zipper protein HAT14-like. Gene Ontology annotation, cellular component: nucleus. The record is from RefSeq and is a predicted model, not a curated record. Lineage: Eukaryota; Viridiplantae; Streptophyta; Magnoliopsida; Proteales; Nelumbonaceae. Gene Ontology annotation, molecular function: DNA-binding transcription factor activity, RNA polymerase II-specific; sequence-specific DNA binding. Gene Ontology annotation, biological process: regulation of DNA-templated transcription.
UCUAUAAAGACUCUUUUGAGUCCUUUUUCAAUCCAAACCUCCGUCUCUCUCUCUCCCCUCUCUGAAAGACUGGAAACUCUCUUCCUUGUUUAUUUUCUGUCUGGCUUUUGGUUUCUUCUUGCUGUGUACGAGAGAUGGAGUUGGGGUUGAGCUUAGGAGACGCGUCCAAGGCGUUUCCGUUUGUGGAGAAGGCUCGUAGGAUUAGCGGGAGCAGUAGCAGCAGUUUAGGGUUUUGCAUGGGGUUAGGUGUUGGGGUUGUUAAUGGUGGAGAGGAAGACAGGAUAGAGGUCGAUGAAGGAGAAGAUGGUGGUGGAGAUGGGCAGCAGAGGGAGGAGAGGAGGGACUCUGCAGAUCCGCCUGUUCAGCUCGAUCUUCUCCCUCCUGGUCCCGUCCCUCGUAACCCGCCUUCUUCCUCGCCGCUGGGUUUUCCAUGGCCAACUGAAAACGGUAAUUGUGAGGCGGGUUCAUCGGGCCACUUGGGGGCAUCGGCGAGAGGGUUCGACGUUAAUCGGUUGCCUGCGGCGGAGGAUGCUGACGAUGGGGCCGCCGUCUCCUCUCCCAACAGCGCUGUUUCCUCGUUCCAGAUGGAUUUUUCCAUUUAUAGAGGUGCUGGUGGAGGCAGCAAGAAAGAUGCAGAAUCUGCGGGCAAUGAAGUUGAAGCGGAGAGAGCUUCCUCGAGAGCCAGCGAUGAGGAAGAGAACGGUAUGACUAGGAAGAAGCUCAGACUCUCCAAAGAACAAUCGGCCUUUCUUGAAGAAAGCUUCAAGGAACACAAUACUCUCAACCCAAAACAAAAACUUGCGCUUGCGAAACAACUUAACCUUCGUCCUCGCCAAGUAGAAGUCUGGUUUCAGAACAGAAGAGCCAGGACGAAGUUGAAGCAAACGGAGGUAGACUGCGAGUAUUUAAAGCGGUGCUGCGAAACACUGACGGAAGAGAACAGGAGGUUGCAGAAGGAGUUGCAGGAGUUAAGAGCCUUGAAGACUUCCCACCCCUUCUACAUGCAACUCCCAGCGACCACCCUGACCAUGUGCCCCUCCUGCGAGCGCGUCGCCACCACAUCGACAGCUCCCUCCGCCAUGACAGACGCCAGCGCCACCACCACCCCAGCCACAAACAAGGCAUCCGCUUUUUCUCUCACCAGACCCAGGUUCUAUCCCUUCUCUCAAGCCCAUGCCCCCCACCCGUCCGCUGCUACAUGAGAUGGAAACCAGGCGUUUCCGGUGAUGGGUAUUAGAUUAAAUAGAUUUGAUCUGUAAAUACAAAGACUCUUAUCAGUUGUUUUUUUUUUUUUUUUUAAUUUGUUUAACAGUUUUCAUUUGGUGUGUCAUUAAUGGCGGAGAUUCUGAAGUUGGGUUUUUUUGCUUCCUUCUUCUUUUGGGUUUUGUGAGGGGGAAAGAAAUAGGGUUAGAAUUUUAGAGAGAGAUAGAGAGAAUUAGAUUAAAAAUCCCUCCUUUUUUCUUUUUUUGCCAUUUCCCGCAAGAACAGAGCGAAUACUACUUAGUUGUAUCUGUUCUUAUUUUGUACUAAAUUUGGUAAAGAAAAUACAGGAAUUCAGAAUUCAGAUGGAA